Molecule: messenger RNA, 2046 nt
Organism: Nematostella vectensis (starlet sea anemone)
Lineage: Eukaryota; Metazoa; Cnidaria; Anthozoa; Actiniaria; Edwardsiidae
Exons: 2
Coding region: 766-1728 (320 amino acids)
Source: RefSeq, a predicted model, not a curated record
UUGAAAGGAAUCAGGUUCACAAAAACAAGAUACUGCCAUGAAGAAGUGUUACGAAAAACUUACCAAAAUGGUAUUCAAUACAAUGCACUCACCUGAUUCCGAUAAACAGAUGGAUCAGUUAAUUCAGAAACUUGGUGAGAACAGAGAGUGGGAAGCAAAGGGAGAUCGUUUUGGGAGAACUGUUGUCCAUAUGGCUGUGGAGUGUGGAAAUACCACUCUUAUGCGGGCACUACUGGCAGUUGGAACCAACCCUAAUGUAAAGGAGGGCUGUAGGGCUACCCCUUUGUCACUAGCAGUCCUUGGGAAGUCUACAGAGAUGUGCAGACUAUUGGUGGAGAAACAUGCUUUGAAACGCGGAGUGUUUUUUGGAGGUAUGAUCACACCAUAUGACAUUGCCAAGGCAAUGGAACUGAAGGACAUUCUUGAAUUAUUUGAUGGUGUGCUGUCAGUGGAGCAGAGUGAAUACUCGUUACUCUCUGGGUUGGCAGGAAGCAAGGAUGGAGCGAAGGAAAUGAAUGUCAGCUGUGAAGAUGAAGAAGAUGGCACAUCAUUCACCUACAACUGUACCCAAUUCAAGGGAUUCCCUAUUUCCGUUGUGGGUGAUCAAGGAACCUGCAAGAAUAAUCGCAAUGUAAAGCAGAAAGACCAGUCUGCAUUUGGAUGGGUUGCAGAGAUACCUGGCGGCCUUCAUGCAAAGGGCCAUCUGUGUGAAGCUGCCUUAAGUCACAUGAAAAGGGUGGAUUUCACCACGUUGUUUUGAAUGUCAUGAAGCGUAAGAAGCUUACCACAGAAGCAUUCAGGGCGAAGAAAUUUCAGAAGCAAAAUCUAGCUCACAUAAAAGAGGCCGUUAGGGACUGCUCUAUUUCUUAUGGGUUGGCAGCUGUUGAAGCAUUCCGCUGCUCUGAAUAUUUUCCAGAUGAAGAAACCCUACAGGAAUGCCUGAAAAACAACGAAAAUCACAACUCUGCUUUGAUGACGGGAUUCAAGGCUUUCUUGCAAGACAGUACCAAGAAAGAUGCAACAUUUGGUUACAACAGUGAACUGUUCACACUCUAUGGGCCACUUCUCCAAAUGUUUAACGAAGCCACAAGGAAUGGUAAUGGGCAUGCACGUGAGACAGUAUGGACAGUGCUCUUACCAAUGUUUGCUCAGCUACAGUUUAGAAAUUAUUGGACAAAAGCAUUUGUACAUGUGGUCCAGUUUUCGGCCUUGUGGCCACUUGCCUUCAGAGAGAUGAUCAAGCUAAACUGCUCUGUCAACAUAUCGGGAAAAGCAGGGCACAACAUUGAUCUUGACGAGUUUGUGGAAACCUACAUUGUGCAACCCCUGAAGCAGUAUGCAUCAGGUCAUACCACAGUAAGGACUUGUCAAAGAAUAAUGGCAAAUGUUGUACUGAUUGGCAGUGUGCGGCAGUCGUAUGCAGGGAAAAGUGCAUUUGAUGUACAUCCUACCAAACGACAUUCUGAACAAGACCCAUUCCCUGAUCAGUUAAAGGGAAUGUGGUUUGUUUAUAGAGAGGGCUUCUUUGAUGUCAAGGGUAGGACUGAAGUAAUUCAGUUUGGUGUAAAUGAUGUUCCAAAGUCAGUCCCUAAAGGGUACAUUGGAGUCUACAACAAGGGGACCGAUAAAGUGAAGGACAAUUUUAAUAGGAAGAUUCAUGAAUGCUUCCCAGGAGUUAGGAAGUUCUCCUUUCAGCAGUUGGUAGAGGAUGCUGAACCAGAAAGUUGAAAUCAUGUUUAAAAUACAGUCUUUAGCCCAAAACAAUGCGGGAUAACAAGAAGUGAAUAUAUAAAUAUUUUAUUUUGAUAUGUAGUGGUACAAUGAUACCACGGAUUUCAAGUCUAUUUCUACAAUACUAUCCUGGAAUUUGGUUAUUUGUGAGUCAUCAAUAGGGUGGAUUUUAAUAGCUAUAAAUACAGUUGUAGAUGUGUUCAUGUUAUUAUUUUUGCUUGAUUGAUGUAAAGGGAUAUACUACUGUAUAACUAUAUAGCUAUUCUACAUGCCCAGAGCACAUGGCAAAACAUUAUAUACUUUGGUGGAUACUAA